This is a messenger RNA of Brachypodium distachyon (stiff brome), 949 nucleotides long. RefSeq lists its product as uncharacterized. Bases 124 to 669 code for a protein of 181 amino acids. NCBI's taxonomy places the organism in Eukaryota, Viridiplantae, Streptophyta, Magnoliopsida, Poales, Poaceae. The record is from RefSeq and is a predicted model, not a curated record. The transcript is spliced from 2 exons.
CCGUUUAGUGGACACCAGACGUCUUUAAAUACCCAUCACUCCUCUCCACCCUCACCUCUCACCACGACACAAACGCCUUCAGACUGAAGUGGUCAGCUCCUCGGUCGACUCCUCCAUCCCACCAUGCUCCCAAGGAUCCAGAGAAGCAUCUUCCAUCUCGGGGAGGAGGGUGGUCAUGGCCACCGCGGUGCUGAGCAUCAUGGACAUGUAGAGAACAUUACUCAUAUCCAUCAUCAGCACCUUGGGGGGGAACAAAACUACGACCGCCGCCGGCUCGUCCGGCGAGGGCGAGACGCCACCGACGCCGUUGUGGGGCUACAAAUCCUCGUCCAGCACCAGUACACGCAGCCGUGCCACAUCGUCCUCAAGCCGAUGGUCAGCUGGCCGCCGGCGCGCCACCGCCGCCAUCCUCGCAGCUUCUCGAGGGCCUGCUGCUUCCUGUGCAGGAGGGUGCUCAGCCCUACCAAAGACGUGUACAUGUACAGGGGAGAUCAGGGGUUUUGCAGCGAGGAGUGCCGGCGGCAGCAGAUCUUGGCAGAUGAGGCGAGGGAGAACGAGGCCAUGGCCUGGAAGGAUCGCCGAGGCCUGCCGCACCAUCGUCGCCAUCACCACGGGCCACGGCCGUCCACGGCGUCGGUCCGCGGCGCACGAUUACUGGCGGUGGCCUAAUUAACUAGAUACCUUGGAGUGAACAAAACGAUGGAGAGUCCAUGCAUGAUGCUGAGAAGUUGCGAGUAAUUCAGGUUCAAACUAAAGGGAAAUAUAUGCAUAAUUGCAUAUGUGGUGAGGUGAAGUUGAGAUGUUAAAGCAGCCGGUUUAAUUUAACAAAGGCUCCUGACAUCCUAUUAGGCUGUUGUGAGCGGGCAUCCAGUUGCUUACAAAACGUGUAGUCUAUAUGUGAUUUGGUUCAUAAUCUGGUUGAGUGAUUCUGGACACAAGUACUCAUGAA